Messenger RNA from Histoplasma capsulatum G186AR, 1341 nucleotides. RefSeq lists its product as uncharacterized. The transcript is spliced from 4 exons. Gene Ontology annotation, biological process: alkaloid metabolic process. Gene Ontology annotation, molecular function: transferase activity, transferring alkyl or aryl (other than methyl) groups. Lineage: Eukaryota; Fungi; Ascomycota; Eurotiomycetes; Onygenales; Ajellomycetaceae. The coding region runs from base 1 to 1341 and encodes 446 amino acids. The record is from RefSeq and is a predicted model, not a curated record.
AUGCCAGAUGUCCUCCUAGUUGAUUUUCAUGGCAAACAUAAUCCGCACCAUAUAUUCUGCACCCAAACGACAAGGCACCGAAAUCUCGUUCCAGUGAGUGAUGCAAAACAACAAAGUGCCACUGCAGGCUGCCAGGCCAAACUUAGAGCGGAGAACUCUAGUCUUCAUCCACCCACGGUUGACGCAGACGGAGUUGUAACGAAAUGCGCCCCACUUGCCAUAAUGAUGGAAAGUCAUGUCGGAUUGGCAAUUUAUGUCCUUGCGUGCAUGGGCAUGGGCGUGCUGGUACUCCUUUUAUCAGCACGACUGAGUUCCUUUGCUGUGCGUCAUCUUUUUCGAGAAACGGGUGUGAAGCUUGCCAUAGUCUCUCCCCGGCUUCACACUGUUGCCUUGGAUGCUGCAUCGACUCUAGAGGGAAAUAGCACUUGUCAGCUAAACGGAGAUGGUGCUAUAAUCAUUCGGCCCGCGGAUGAAUGGGGAACGCUUUUGCAGGGAACGGAUGCCGCAGGUGGACGCCAAUCGACAAGAGCUGCACAAAACACUCAUUUUGUGUCUGAACAGGAUCAUCAGGUCAUUACCCUCCAUUCGUCUGGGAUGUCAGGGCUAGCAGUUUUCAAAUCACUCAUCGCUUAUGACGGCUCGCCUCUCGAGUACUCCUGGAAGUGGAACACAAGAACCAGCGAGCCUGACAAUCGCUACUCGCGGGAGGCGAUCGGCAAGGACUCGGGCAGGGAUGCUUUGAUGCAUUUUCUGGGCAACAGCCCUGAGGGCAAACUGAUGAAACCCAACGUGAUGGGCAUGGACAAUGUGGAGCCUUCCAAAUCGCGACUUAAGAUAUAUUUCACUUCAGCGAACACCAGCUUCAAGUCAGUCCGCGAAAUUAUGACAAUGGGCGGCAUCAGCGACAUCUCGGAGGAGAGUUUGCAGAAUUUGCGCUCCAUGAUCCUUGCUGUGUUGGGUCUGCCAGCCGAUUUUCCCGAGGAGAAAGAGAUUUCCGUUGAGUCCACUACAGCCGGACAAACGUGGAAGGAUUUUGAAGCCCUCUGCGAGGGAUUUAUUUAUUUCUUUGAUAUUGCCCCCACUAGCGGCAGGCCCCAGGUCAAAUUUUUCUUGACUACUCCCAAGUAUGGGGCGGACGACCUGACCAUUGCUCGCAAUUUGAUGGCCUGGAUGGAUGAGCAGGGUCGAGGCACGUACUGUGAUGCGUACAUCGGGGCCUGGAGAACGGGAAGGGAAUGCACGGAUACAUCAGUUAUCAGUGCUCGCAGAAGGGAGAGCCUGACAUCAAGUCUUACAUCUCUCCUGAGCUAUACUGCAAGGCCGGGUACGAAGCGCACCUAA